Messenger RNA from Dermatophagoides farinae (American house dust mite), 1651 nucleotides. RefSeq names its product RCC1-like G exchanging factor-like protein. Gene Ontology annotation, molecular function: rRNA binding; guanyl-nucleotide exchange factor activity. NCBI's taxonomy places the organism in Eukaryota, Metazoa, Arthropoda, Arachnida, Sarcoptiformes, Pyroglyphidae. Gene Ontology annotation, cellular component: mitochondrial inner membrane. The record is from RefSeq and is a predicted model, not a curated record. Gene Ontology annotation, biological process: positive regulation of mitochondrial translation.
UUAUCUAGCGAUAGAUGGCACAAUAUAAGAUGUUUAUUUUUUUAUUUUAUUUUGUUUAUACCACAUGGUUUUGUGAUACAAAGAAAUUGAUUUUGAAUUUCGAUCAUCAUGUUAAUUAAAUCAUAUCGAUGGUCAUCAUUUUCAAAAAUGACGAUGAUGAUGACUACCAAACAUCGACCCUACACAAUGACUUCCAUUAAUCAAUCACGACAAACACGAAUGCGUCCACAAGAUCCUGAAGAAGUAGCGAACAUGGAUGAAUAUCAAUUCGCCGAUGAGAAACAUUCAACAAAACGUUCGAAAUCGAUAUUUUGUUGGGGAUUCUCGUCAACCGGUGCUUUGGGUCGUCAAAGUCAUCUUGGUCGAUAUGAAAAAGCAACCGGUCAAAUUGAAAUACCCAAACGAACAGUGAUACGUUCGCCACAACGACUUCGAUUCGUGAAUCCUCGUUGUCAUGUAUAUGAUGUAGCAGCAGGUUCUGGUUUCACUGUGAUUGCAGCUACCUAUGAUGGUUCCACACAUGUAUUGUUUGGCUGUGGUCUGAAUACUGAUUCACAGAUUGGUUUUCAAUCCAAUCAAUCAAAUGAACCGUUAAUCUGUGUGGCUGAACCGGUGCCUAUCGAUUUACCAUUGAACAACAGCAAUAAAAAAAAUAUGGAGAAAGUGGUCAAAGUAGCAUGUGGUCGGGCACAUACUGUAUGUCUGACCAAUCAUAAUAACGUGUUCACAUUGGGUAACAAUUCAUUUGGUCAAUGUGGCCGUCCAAUUGUGGAGGAUGAAAAAUAUUUUGCCUCUAAACGUGUUCAUCAAAUUGAUUAUGAUCAAAACGAUCCAAUAGUCGAUAUUUGUUGUGGUCUUGAUCAUACAUUAGCGUUAACCCGAUCUGGUAUUGUUUACUCAUUUGGUUGGGGUGAUGAUGGCCAAUUGGGUCAUGGUGUAUGUCGUUCAUCAUGGAAAUUAUCCAAAGUUAUCGGUGAUAUUCAAGGUGAAAAAAUUAUCAAAAUUUCAUCUGCCGGUGAUUGUGUAUUAGCCAUUAAUGAAAAAGGACAAAUGUUUGGCUGGGGUAAUAAUGAAUAUGGACAAUUAGCUAUGGCCAAUAAUGUGAAUCAGACACAAAUUCAUACAUCUAGACAUCUUAAAGUGGACAACAAUUCGAUAGGAAAAAUUUCCGAUGUAGCUGCUGCUGGUUCAAUGUGUGCAUUAAUUAAUGAUUCCGGUUCAAUAUUUGUUUGGGGUUAUGGAAUACUUGGAUUAGGACCGAAUAUACGUGAAAAAUUAUGGCCAACCGAAUUGCAUGCAAAUCUAUUUGGUCGUAAUGUAUUGAAUAUGGAUACAAAAAUUACGAAAAUCAUUGCCGGUUUACAUCAUUUUGGUGCCAUCAAUAAUAGAGGUGAAUUAUUUAUGUGGGGUAAAAAUAAUCGUGCCAAUCUAGGAAUCGGUACCAAACAUGAUAUGAUGUUUCCAUUUCGGAUAUCAAUACCAACACAUGUGAUCAAAUUAAGUUUAGGCAUCGAUCAUUCUAUUGCUGUUGGUUAUCGAUUGAUUUGAUUUUUUUUUUCGUUUACUUUCACGUUUUAUUUGUUCACUGAUCUCAAUCAAUUUUUUUUUGUUUUCUAUUUUGACAAUAAAAAAAAUAAAAAAAUUUCGUACA